AUGUACCUACGUACAUCUAGAGCAGGCCUUGACCGUAUCCCAUUCCACGCAGGUUCAAUUGCCACCCAAGAGACGUGCCCCAGGGGUGUUUCACAGAAGGGACUUUCACCCCCUGUGAAGUGUGAAAGUCUCGUCUCGGUGUGUCCACUUGCACUUUGCAUGAACGAGAAGGAUCAAGGAGUGUGGAGGACCCAAGCCAUUUGGGUUUCGGCAGGAACUCAAAAGGAAUCAACCCCAAAAAAAAUAAACAAGGGGGGAUUGAGCGCGGAAGAGUGGAGACAUCAGCGUCUCUCUGGCACUCAUCAUCCUCAUUAUAAUCCCCCAAAGCAACAGAUGACAACACCAGCAACUGAUCAAUCUUCAAUGGACAACCUUGUUGAGGACCCUCAGACGCCGCCGAGCAUGCUCCGCAUGGCUCGCAAGAAUCUAGCACCUGGGUCAUUUAUCAGUGAGGACGCACAUGAGCUCUCUAGGCCUUUCGUGAACAUCAAGAUGAAGGUUGUGAUCAAGUGCCUGAUCACACGAUACUUCUUGGAUUCGAAAACUAAAACUUACACUCAUUAUCUUAAAGAUAAAGGGCAAAUCACGCCAUGUGUUGAGUGGCUCUUGAUGGGUCAGCUUUGGCAUCUUGCCAAACUGCCUGAAUUCAAACGAACUUUUCCCAAAGGUUUUCAGGUAGCCAACCGAAGAAGAUCUUUUCAGGUGCUCCAUCUAGUGGAAGAAUGCGCGGUCAUGAUGCGAUUACGAUUGCGUGAUUUGCUGCUUUUUAAUGUGUCCGUCACCCACAACGGCGUGGUUCCAGACCUCACACACCUGAUCCUCAAAUGUUUGAUCGCUGUUGAAAUGGUUUGUAGAAACCCGCAGGCCAAUGCUUUGCCUCCAAUUUGGCAAAGAGUUGAUGCAAAGAUCACGUACAUUACGCAAACCAUUCCGGAAACCCAACAAAAGAGGUACCACAAAACACUCCGGGACCUCAAUCGGCUUGUGUUUGAUGGCGUCAAAACAUUUCCGCAGAUUUUGAAACAAGAUUUCGCGGCAAUAGCCGCAGCUCUGAAUGAGCGUCCGGUGUAG
Molecule: messenger RNA, 1071 nt
Organism: Melampsora larici-populina 98AG31
Lineage: Eukaryota; Fungi; Basidiomycota; Pucciniomycetes; Pucciniales; Melampsoraceae
Exons: 7
Coding region: 1-1071 (356 amino acids)
Source: RefSeq, a predicted model, not a curated record